AUGCGUCGAUUCCGAAGGGCCGUGUUCGCGAAGCGCGCGCCCGCGGGCGUCGUCGUCGCGACCGUCGCGCCGUCGCGAAGGUUUCGGACGUCGGACGCGCCGCGCGCGCGGUCGCUCGCGCGCGAGAUUGGACGCUUCGCGCGGCGCGCGUGGACGCGCUUUUGGGCGAACGUUUGGGGCGACGGCGAGGUCGAUCCGCCUCGGCCGCGCGUGCUGGUGAAGGUGCGCGCGUGCUCGUUGAAUCCGGUGGACGCCAAGUAUCUGUACGGCGAUAAGUGUCCGAGGAUGUUUCGGCCGUUCGUGCGCGGCGUCGUGGACGGCCGAGGCGUGGGAUUUGACUUUAGCGGCGUCGUCGUCGAGGCGGACGCGAACGCGGAAUUUAGACGAGGUCAAGCCGUGUUCGGGGUCGCACCGCCGCUUGAGGGCGCGUGCGCUGAGUACGUGGAGUGCUACGCCGAUAUGAUCGCGGAGAAGAGCGUCAACAUGACGCACGCCGAAGCCGCGGCGAUCGGCCUGUGCGGCGCGACGAUUUGCCAAGCGCUCGACGCGUUUUGCAAAGUCGUUCCGUCACCCGUGCUCGUCAUCGGCGCCUCUGGUGGAUUGGGUCAUUUAGCGGUGCAAAUCUGCAAAUGCGAGGGCGCAGAAGUCGUCGGCGUUUCGUCGGCGCGAAAUUUGGAGUUUGUGCGUUCGCUCGGCGUCGACGCCGCGGCGCCGUACGACGAUCCGGACUCGACGUUGGAAGAACACCUCGCCGAAUGGGGGCACGGUCACAAGAAGUUCAAGCUCAUACUAGACACGGUCACGUCCAACGCCGCGGUGGACGCGCAGUACGAUUACUGCUCGCGCCUGCGCGAAAUCGUCGACGAUGACUGUCGCUACGUAAAGUUCGGAGGAACGCCCACGCAAUGGGCGUUCGCCCACAUUCGUCGCAUCGGGUUGACAGUGCCGUUCUCCGACUUUCACAAGCGCGCGCCACCGUUCUGGAUCUACUUCCGCGGCCUCGAGCGCCAAUUGCGCUACUUGCGAGACAUGUACGACGCCGGCGACUUGAAACCGCGCGUCGGUAAUCGCUUCCCGUUCACGAACGACGGCGUUCGCGACGCGUUCGCUCUCUUGCGCUCGCGCCGCGCCGUCGGUAAAGUCAUCAUCGACAUCGAUGAAAAUUGA
Ostreococcus lucimarinus CCE9901 is the source of this 1167-nucleotide messenger RNA. RefSeq lists its product with no specific name. Bases 1 to 1167 code for a protein of 388 amino acids. The transcript has a single exon. The record is from RefSeq and is a predicted model, not a curated record. NCBI's taxonomy places the organism in Eukaryota, Viridiplantae, Chlorophyta, Mamiellophyceae, Mamiellales, Bathycoccaceae. Gene Ontology annotation, molecular function: oxidoreductase activity.